This is a messenger RNA of Monomorium pharaonis (pharaoh ant), 787 nucleotides long. It is a transcript of the gene san, whose product is annotated as probable N-acetyltransferase san. Gene Ontology annotation, biological process: mitotic sister chromatid cohesion. Gene Ontology annotation, cellular component: NatA complex. The transcript is spliced from 4 exons. The coding region runs from base 194 to 697 and encodes 167 amino acids. The record is from RefSeq and is a predicted model, not a curated record. Gene Ontology annotation, molecular function: acyltransferase activity, transferring groups other than amino-acyl groups. Lineage: Eukaryota; Metazoa; Arthropoda; Insecta; Hymenoptera; Formicidae.
GAGGGUUUAUCCGCGCGCGCGUGCGUGUGUGUCUCGUUAUGUUUUCGGCCGCCGAAAUUUCGCGCGGAAACGUUGUAUACAAGUAGCCGACAAGUCACGCGAUACGUUUUGUUUUGCUUCCCAAGACCCACACGAAGAGGCAGUCGCAAUCCACUCCCGCCGAGAUUGCGAGAAUUCCUCAGCGCCUGUCAAGAUGACCAGGUCGAAAAUAGAACUGGGCGAUGUGACACCACACAACAUAAAGCAGCUGAAAUUGCUCAAUCAAGUUGUGUUUCCAGUCUCAUACAACGAAAAGUUUUACAAAGACGUAUUGGAAGCUGGAGAACUUGCCAAGCUAGCAUAUUACAAUGAUAUAGUGGUUGGAGCAGUUUGUUGCCGUGUAGAUACUUCAGAAAAUUCUAGACGUUUAUAUAUAAUGACAUUGGGUUGUCUCUAUCCUUAUAGAAGAUUAGGAAUUGGCACUGUUAUGGUCCAGCAUGUUUUAAACUACGUUAAUAAGGAUGGCAAUUUCGAUUCUAUCUUCCUACAUGUUCAAAUAAGUAACGAGGGUGCGAUUGACUUUUAUAAGAAAUUCGGAUUUGAGAUUGUCGAAACUAAAGAACAUUACUAUAAAAGAAUAGAACCAGCGGACGCGCACGUGCUGCAGAAAACGCUGCGUCCACAAACGAAUCAAACGAAUCAUCAAACGGUCAACUAAGUAGCAUUGUUUACAUUUAAUUUAUCUUUUUCAUAAUUUAGAAUCUACAUAUGUUUCCAUGUUCUGUCAAUAAAGUCAUUUUAUAUUAUA